Molecule: messenger RNA, 3111 nt
Organism: Scomber scombrus (Atlantic mackerel)
Lineage: Eukaryota; Metazoa; Chordata; Actinopteri; Scombriformes; Scombridae
Gene: aspg
Product: asparaginase homolog (S. cerevisiae)
Exons: 16
Coding region: 148-2058 (636 amino acids)
Biological process (GO): amino acid metabolic process
Molecular function (GO): asparaginase activity; protein binding
Source: RefSeq, a predicted model, not a curated record
UUACGAUGGAAGCUCUGUUUUUGUAUAUAAGACCGGGGGAAAGAUACCGUUUUUCAGGGCGCUGAAAGCACCACAAGACCACUGUGUUUUGAACACUGUCAACGCUACGUUUUUAAAGGGACAGCAUCUGCUCACUUCCAAAUCAUCAUGGCGGACAACAGUACAAUGACAUCUCUUGCCCGGGCUCUGUCACACCACAAACUGGACCAGUGCGACCCAAUUGAUGCCUCUCCUUCUCGUGCCCAGCGGCUGCCGGGCCGGAGGAGGACCUUGUCGUGCAAGUCCCUCAGCUCUCUUGAUACCGAUGACUCCUGUGUCUUAGAGACUCGGGUCCUGGUGCUCAACACCGGAGGCACCAUCGGAAUGAAAAUGCAUCUUGUCGAUAGCCAAGACGUGCUUGUGCCAGAACCCAAUGCUCUUUUCAAGUACCUGAGAACGCUGCCUAUUCUCCAUGAUGCGGAGUAUGCUAAGAAGACCUGCCUGUAUGACUACUAUAAUCCUGAUGACACCCUGGUCUUGCCGUUGAGUAAAGAAAAUAAGAGGAUCAUUUACACUAUUUUAGAGUACAAACCUUUGCUGGACUCCUCCAAUAUGACCACAGAUGACUGGGCUAAAAUUGGAAAGGACAUUGAGGCAAACUAUGAGAACUAUGACGGCUUUGUGAUCCUUCAUGGCACAGACACCAUGGCUUACACGGCAUCUGCCCUGUCCUUCAUGUGUGAACAUCUGGGCAAACCAGUCAUUCUCACCGGCUCACAAGUGCCUAUCUAUGAGAUGAAAAAUGAUGGCAGAGACAACCUGCUGGGGGCGCUAGUGAUUGCUGGCCAAUAUUGUAUUCCUGAGGUGUGCUUGUACUUCUACAACAAACUCUACAGAGGGAAUCGUGUGACCAAGGUGGAUGCUGGGAGUUACAAUGCAUACAGCUCUCCUAACUUACCUCCUCUGGCCACAACUGAAGUGGACAUUGCAAUUAACUGGGACACAGUGUGGAGGGCAAACUCCACAUCAAAGUUUAAAGUCAGCACCGAGCUGAACCGGAACGUGGGCCUGCUCAGGCUGUUCCCAGGAAUCACUUCUGAAACUGUGAGGGCUUUCCUGCAGGGACCCAUAGAGGGUGUGGUCCUGGAGUCCUACGGCAGUGGAAAUGCCCCCGAUAACCGCCCUGACCUGAUCGAGGAGUUGAAGAAGGCCAUUGCUUCUGGUAUCAUCAUCAUGAACUGCACCCAGUGUCUGAAGGGGACUGUGUCUGCUUCUUACAACACUGGCAAGGUGUUGCUGGAUGCGGGGCUGAUAGCCGGUAGUGACAUGACUCCAGAGGCCGCCCUGUCAAAGUUGUCCUAUGUAUUGGCAAAAAAAAAUAUGAAUAUUGAAGGCAAGAAAAAGCUGAUGGGUGAGAACCUGCGAGGUGAGAUGAGUAUUGACCUAGGAGCAACCAGGCUGUGCAUGAACGACAGCCGUUUCAUUCAGAUCAUCGCCAAGACUCUGAGCAUCAGCUGCACAGAGGAGCUGAAAGCCAUCUGUGAUGCCCUGACUCCCACAUUGGCAUGUGCUGCCACAAAGAUUGGAGACAUAGAGGCCUUACAUGCCCUAAAAGAAAUGGGCAGUAACUUGUGUCUGAGUGACUACGAUGGACGUACACCCUUACACAUUGCUGCCAGUGAGGGCUACCUCAAUGUGGUGAAGUACCUACUGAGCCAUGGAGCUUCAGUCUAUGCUAGAGAUCGCUAUGGAGACACACCACUGAGCAAUGCUGUACGCUUCAGGCGUAAGGAAGUGGUGAAGCUGCUGAGAAAAACUGGAGCCCACUUCUCCAGAGACGAGUUGGACGAAGCAGGAACAGAACUGUGCAGCCUGGCAGCCAGCGGUGACUUGGAGGGCCUGGAGAUAUGGAGUCUUGCCGGAGCGGACCUGAAUAAACCAGGCUAUGACGGGCGGACAGCAAGUCAAGUGGCCCAGGCUGUUGGCAAAACUCAAGUGCUGACACAUUUGGUCAAGCUCGAGACCAACAAACCACAGAGCGGAGUCAUUGAGUUCACCGCCACUAUGUCCGGAAAGUGAGCUGACCUCUACUUCAGGCAACGGGUGUUGUCCACUUCCUCUGAAGCCCUCCUCAUCACACCGUCUCCUGUUAAAUUUCAAUAAGUCGCCAUUGCUUGGAAUGUCUGCAUAAUGCUUAUAUUUACAUAUUGUUAAAAGCCAUAACUGUAUGUAGUAUUUCCGCCCAAAUGAGUGUACAGUGCCCAGAAAGGGCAACACUUGAUGUAUGCAUAUGUUUGUUUGUUGCACAGUGCUCUAUGUAUUACUGAAAGUUUUAAUCAAGUGCUUUUUAUGACUAUGUAUGAACAACAGACUCAGUUAAUGGGUUUAAUUUAGGGAAUUAAGGGUGAACAUCACCCAAACAUUUUUAAGACAGAGAGCAGUGAACGCUCCCAUUACUCCUUCAACAAUGAAGAAUGGUGGUUAAAUCUUUUUUUUUAUAUCAAAUGAGUUGCUGUAGUUUUGUACCAUUACAGUUUGUCUCUAUAGCAAUAAUAUUUGUGACAUCUGAAAAUACAGGGUACAUUCACGGAUUUUAUUUUUAUACUUAUUUUUAUAGUGAGAUGCUGGAAAGUAUCAUAUAAACUAAUGAAAAUAAGACUUUCUUGUCAUUAUCUGGGAUGUUAUCUGACUCUUGCACUUAUCUAUAGUGCAGUUACCCUCCAGACUCAUCCAGCCUGUUUGUGGCACAGACUGUCAGGCUGGAAGAGUGGCAUAUCUGUCACUCUGAAAAUUGCUUAAGUUUCUGUGUUCUAAGAGUCUUUCCUUUACUUUUUUGUGUAACAAAACAAGUGAAAAGAUGUGAUGUGAAAAGCUUUUCUUAUUUGAUAGAAUUGUUUUCUUUCUCAACAAAUCCAGAUGCUGUAAAGGAAUAUUCCUAAUUUUUGUGAUUACAUGUGAUUUUAAAGUACAAACAAAUCAUGAUGAUGUGAUACCCCACACCUCCCUUUUUUUCCCACUACUGUUAUUAUCCCACUGUUGUAAUCAAAAAGUGCAAGAUGAUGUGCGUAAAAGCGAUCUUGGUCUGUUUCUCCUGUGGAUAAAAAGUAAUACAAAUAAAUCUCUUGUUUCAAA